AUGUCUGCGAUCCAGAAGAACGUUGAGUCCGCCUCGGAAUCCUAUUCUUCCUCGUUCACGCAGGGGCAUCUCGCACUUCCCCCGGCCAAGAAGUAUCUUGUGUUGACUUGCAUGGAUGCUCGAAUCGACCCGGCGCGAGCCUUCGGUAUCGAUCUUGGAGAUGCUCAUGUGAUUCGGAAUGCAGGAGCGUCCGCGUACGAUGCCUUGCGCAGUAUCGUCAUAUCUGAGCAGCUCCUAGGCACUCAAGAGAUUGUCCUCGUCAAGCACACGGGAUGCGGUAUGCUGACUUUCACGAAUGAGGUUGCCUAUGGGUUGGUCGAAAAGAACCUGGGGUCUGACGCCGUGGCUGAGCUCAAAGCCCGCCAGCUGGACUUUCUCGCCUUUCCAGAUCUGGAAGAGGCAGUCAAGAAGGACGUGCAGUACCUCAAAGAUAGCAAACUGGUGCCAGACAACGUCACUAUUAGUGGUUGGAUAUAUCAGGUAGAGACUGGCAAGACUGUUAGGGUUGUCUGA
Molecule: messenger RNA, 513 nt
Organism: Fonsecaea erecta
Lineage: Eukaryota; Fungi; Ascomycota; Eurotiomycetes; Chaetothyriales; Herpotrichiellaceae
Exons: 3
Coding region: 1-513 (170 amino acids)
Molecular function (GO): zinc ion binding; carbonate dehydratase activity
Source: RefSeq, a predicted model, not a curated record